CUUGUUUUUGCAGAGCUGCAUCACUGUCAGGAAGGCCUGGCUCGCAGGAGGAAAGACCUGAUGGAGCUUCUGGAGGUUGAGCUCCGUUGCCAUGAUAAGCGCCACUCAGUUGUUAUGCUUCCGGUGUAUCUGAGGUAGCCGACCAAAGUCACAUGCACGCUCGUCGCUUGCUAAGGGAUUCUAUCCAGACCAAGCUCGCAGUUUAGGUUUCGGUUCUCGAGUUUCGGCCAAUAUGCUGGUCAGGACGUACCAACGGAAGCGCAGAGGGGUACCGAGCGGUUCGGAUGACUCCUUCGCCGAUUCAGCGUCGCAGGAUUCGCAAACGUUUUUCUCGUCCCAGUCGCAGGAUUUCCAAGCAAACGGCCUUACAUCGUCGCAGAAUUCAGAUUGGUCGCUGGUCGGCAGCGAUGAUCCCGAGGCCAUGCUGCACCGUCCAGGUUCUUCCCACCGCAACGCCAACCCUCCUGGUGGACUCUUUUCACCGGAUUCCGAGCCUCUCCAUCACGCCUGUUCCGAACCUGAUGCUAUUUGCGGGUUUCUUUCCCAACCGACUCGUUCCAGCCUCCCACCCCCCGGCCCCUCGCGCACUAGAGCCGAAAACAACCGAGCAGAACCGCGCCGACGAUCAGCUGCGAGCUGGAGAAGCCACGUGGACGGUGGAGAUGGAUCCAGCUUCCUGAACCACGUCAGGAUGAAGAAGGGCGGCAAACGGACCCAGAGCCAGGGGAGGAAGCAAGGCAGGGGCGUCAAGACAAAGGGUGAAUCACAAGAGGCGGAGGUGGAACCCCUAGAACGGCGCAGGUGUGGCAAUGGGAGGCGUGAGCACGAGAGCCAGCACGAGAGUGAUGCGGAGGAGGAGGAACUGAGGGAGCUAGCAGCGCUCUUCAAGUCCCCUGUCCACCGCAACACGUUCUCCACACAGAAACAGAGCACCGCAUUCAUGCCUCCUGCUGGAAUGGCAGCCACUGCAGCCAUAGCAGCGGCCACAGCAGCAGCAGCAGCAGCAGCAGCAACAGCGACGGCGGCGGCCGCUACUGCUGCUGCUGUCCCAGCAACAUCACCAUUUGCCUCCAGGGAAACCCUAAUGGAAUCACAGGAGCUGUACUCCCAAGACUCAUAUUCCCAGGAGGCCGGUUACCAGGAGGACCGUUUCCAGGGCCCUCGCAGCACGACCCUGAUGGAGGCGCAGGAGUCCGGCGAGAUGAUGGCGAGCCUGGAUGAGGCCAUGUUCGCGCUAGACGGGCUCAAGCUGCGGCAGCCAAUUAGGGUGCAGCGCUCGGCCGCCACGUCACUGGCGUCCAUCUGCUCUGCUGUGGACCGCCGCCGCCUGCUACGCUCGCAGGGGCUAGUAAAGCAGAUCAUGAACGCUCUUCUGCUGCUCCCACUAGCGGAUCGCCCCCUCGCACUCGCUGCAGCAGCUAUCUUCUUCUUCAUCGCCUCUGAUGACGCUGAGAGUGACUUCCCAGACCCCUCCCACGCGCUCAGCUUCCUCCUCGCUCUCCUCAAGCACCACAGCGCCCCUCCAUCUCCUCAUGCCGCCUCAGACAACCCCUCAACUGCCUCUGCUACUCGUAGCCUCCCUGUGUCAACCCAGGCAAUCUUAUCACGGAGAGACUGCCCUCUCAAGGGGGCGGAAGGGCGAGAGGCAGAAGCAGCAGCAGCGGCAGAGUUGAAGGUCAGGAAGCUGUUUCCCAGUGGGGCGGUGUUGCGGGGGGGGGAGGAGGAGGAGGGGGAGGACGAGGAGCAGGUGGGAGAGAAGGGGUGUGGUGCUGCUUGUGCUGCUGGUGCUGCUGCUGGUGUUGGUGGUGCUUCAGAUGUGACAGUUGUCGCGCUGGUGCUGGCCACGUUGAAGAGGAUUUGCGCGUCUGUGAUUGCCCUCCAAGCAGCCGGCCUGCCAGACGACAGCAGCCUUCCCUUCUCUGCCGGGGCCGGGCGGUCGCAGCUCAUGCGCUUCGGGCUCAAGGACGAAAUGCGCCGCCUGGGAGGGCUGCACCUCGUGGCGGCCUUAGCUGGCAGCCACAUGGUUCAGUUGGCAAAGUAUACACACGAGCCGUAUGCAGACAGGCUGGAAGGAACGGGAGCAGGGAGAAGCAGAAGCGGAUUGAAGGUGCUGAGCGAGGAGAACCCGUCUGGGCACAAGAGGCGCCCCUUGCAGCAGCGCAAACAGGCAGCUACUAGCACCGACGGGGCGGCUGUUGAUGGCAUGGCGCAGGGCACAGCCUGCAGUGGAGCCAGCAGCGUUGAUGUGGCGACGAGCUGUCUUGGGGUGUUGGAGCAUGUGACGUUCAUGAGCCGCGAUAACCAGGACUAUCUCAUCCGCCUCUCUUUGCCCGAUGAGUCCCUGACUGGAGCGAAGAGGAGAAAGCUGUCUGCCGGUCACAGCACCUCUCCUGCCAUGCCGCUCAUUGCCACAGCAGCCUCAUGCGGGGCUGUGGGUGAGGGGGGCAGGGACUGUGGCAAUGGCGACGCAAGAAAUUGUUGCGAGAGCAGCGGUGGAAGGUCGUUUCUUGCCCUCCUGUUGGAGUGCCUCCAAGGGCUCUCAGGUGGUGGGAGCGCUCAGAGCUCUCGAGCCGCGGAGAACAUUGGCGCGUCAGGAGAAGACUCCGAAGGGGAAAAGAGAGGGGGGCUGGGAGGUGGCGAUGGGCGCAUGGUGAUGCUGGGCGACGCUGUGCGUUUAGACCUGGAGGAUGGGGUGGAGAGCGGGGAGGAGAGUGGAAAGGAGGAGGGGGGUGGCAGAGGACAAGGAGGGAGGAGAGCGUGUGGGUUGGCUGCAAGAGGGAGGUCUAGCGGCGUGGAAGCUAUGAGAGAGCCGGGUGAGGAGGGAAACGACGCCCUAGGCAGUGGUGUGAACCAGCGAGGUUAUGGUGGGGUGACAAGGAAGGGGAAGGGUGACUGUGCCGUGUCAGUAGGGCGAGGGGGAGGAGAGAUGGCAGAUAAGGGGCGAGGGGGCGUGAAGGCAGGUACAAAGACGAGGGAAACAGCAGACCCGUUCUCGUUUGACCCGUGGGAAGAGGAGAGCGGAGGGAGGAACGCAGGGAGGGCGGGUGCAGGGAGGGCGGGUGCAGGGAGGGCGGGUGCAGGGAGGAGAACAGCAGGGGAUAGGGGACAGCGGGGACAGGCGUCUCGAAGAUUGGUAAUGCUGGGUGAGGAUGUGGCGGAGGAGGAGGGACGACGCUUGGGACAUGGCAAGGCUGGCGCUUGUUCUCGGAACGCUGGCGCCAUUGUGCUGCUGGGUGAGGAUGCUGGGGAGGAGGAGGAGGAGGAAGAUGAAGUGUUGCGAGAUUUCAAGGCUUGUACCGGUGCUGCCGCUGUUGUUCUGGGAGAGGAUGUGGGGGAGGCAGAGGAGGAGGAGGAGGAGGAGGAGGAGGAGGAGGAGGAGGAGGUGGAGGAGGAGGAGGCGUUGAGAAUUUGUAAGGCGUGUGACGGCGCUGGCCCUGUUGUACUGGGAGAUGCAGUGGGGGAGGAGGAGCAGGAAGGCUGUGGUGUGGGUGAGAAGGAGAGAGAGUGUGGGGCGAGAGCAGAGAGAGAGCAGGGCCGGGGAGGGAAGGGGCGAAGCGAAAAGGUGGAGGAGGAUCCGUACGAGUUUCUGAUGGACUCGCAGGUGGAAGAGGAGCUGCUGGUGGGGGAGGACUGGGGGGGGCUUGCGGGAGGGGAGGGAUGUGGGGAGAUGUUAAGGAAUGGCUUGUGUGGGUCAGGCGUUAGGCUGGGAGAGGACGUGGGGGGAGAGGGUAGUGGGAGUGAGGGUGAGUGCAGGGAGCAGUGCAGGCUGAGAUGCGGGGGGGUGCAUGAUGGGAGGUUGCAUAAUGGAAGGCUACGAAAUGGGAAGAGCAAGGAGCAGCUGAAGCACAAGGAGAGCCGAAACAGUUCCUUUACUGCGAGUGGUUGUAACAAGCGUGAUAACACUGGGGGAGACGGUGCUGGUGAUGGCGAUGGCAGGCUGUCAGUGCGGUCAAAGCAGGGCCGCCGGUUCGUCCUGGCAGCAUGCAAGGUGCUCAUGAACCUCACCAACCACAGUGCGGAGGGGUGCAGAGCGGUGGCAGGGGCGGAUGGCAUCGCGGUGGUAGCCUCCCUCGCUGCUGCCUGCUGCUCGGACCAGUGCUGGCAGCAGGCUUUGACUGCUGGGUCUCUGGGUGAAUCUGGUAGCGAGCAGCAGCAGCAGCAGCAGCAGCAGCAGCAGCAGCAGCAGCAGCAGCAGCAGCAGCAGCAGCAGCAGAAGGCAACAACCGUGGAAGCAACUUCAGAGUUGAUUCAAGGGUCAACUUUUGGUGAUGGUUCGGCGGCUGAAGCUGGAAAUGGUGACAGGUGGAACGGAAGAGCGGAGCGCAAUGGGAGUGACUCGCCAGCUGCUUUUGGUGUGAGGUGCAAGGAGGGUGGAAGAGAGGGGAGAGGGGGGGGAGGUGAGGCGGAAAUGGAUGACAAGUCUGGAAGGGAUGGUCAGGGGGGAGGGAGGCGAUGGGAGGGCGAUGCUGACGUGCUCGUGGUGCUACUGGGGCUCAUAGUCAACCUGGUGGAGGCUGAUAGUGACACCAGAUCGCUUCUGGCAGAAGUCACGUGCACGAGGCCUACGCAAGGGUGGCAGAAAUCCAAGCAGCACAAGCCCCAUGAACCCAGCACCCGACAACUGAAGCACCAUCAGCAGAGGGCGGCAAAGCCAGGGGAGAGAGUGCCAAUGGUGUCGCUUCUGUGUGCCAUCUUCGCUUCACGGCAAAACGCUCACGUUUUGCGAAAUGACGGCAAGAAAGAACAAGAGUUCGACAACAAGUGUCGGAUCUCUGAGCCCUCUAGCCACAGGGGCUUGGGCAGUGGCGUGGGAGAGGCAGAGGCGAUUGCUGGGGAGGGGGGCGCAGGGGAGCGUGGGGGGAAGGAGGUGGGGGAGGGCGAGAUGCUGGUGUCAAUGAUGGUGGAGGGGACGGUGGAGGCAGAGCAGAUGAUUAUGGAGUCGCAUGCUGCUCUGCUGCUGGGGCUACUGGCACAGCACAGCGAGUCUGCCUGCCAGUCCAUCUGCCGCCAGCUGCCCGGCUCCUCCCUGCAGCCGCUGGCGCCAGUCCUGCAGCAAUUCAUGGCGUUUCAUGACAGUGUGGGGGCGCUCACUAGCGAGUCACGGCAGUUGCUGCACCAAGUCAUUGUCCUCUGUGCCUCUCAUGGGCGGCAGCAGCAGCAGGGUGAGCUGUAGCAACAGCAGGGAGAGCUGUAGCAGGGUGGGCAGCAGUAACAGUGUGGGCGUGACACCACGACAGUGCUUUCCAAUCAGUCACCACAGGUUGGGCUGACGACGGGUUGGGCGGCAGAAGCGGUGUGGACUGGGUUAAUAUGCGCGGCAGAAGCAGUGGACUGUAGUAGUACGGGUGGCAAAAGCAGUGUGGGCGUGACAGUGUGUACAACAGCAGACUAGUCUGUAGCCGCAGGAAUUAAUGGUGGGGCUGACAACAGUUUGGGCGGCAGAAGCAGUGAGGUGGACAUUUGGAUGGGCAGGUGGGAAGCAGCAUGGUGGGUUCAGCAGCAAGGUGGGGUCAGCAGCAUAACAUGAUAUAAGGGGAACAUUAGCACUGACAGCAGCACGGACCAGCAGCAGAGCAUUGCCACAGGGCAGAGCAACACAUGGGAAUGGAGCAGCUGAGCAUUGCCACAGGGCAGAGCAACACAUGGGAAUGGAGCAGCUGAGCAUUGCCACAGGGCAGAGCAACACAUGGGAAUGGAGCAGCUGAGCAUUGCCACAGGGCAGAGCAACACAUGGGAAUGGAGCAGCUGAGCAUUGCCACAGGGCAGAGCAACACAUGGGAAUGGAGCAGCUGAGCAUUGCCACAGGGCAGAGCAACACAUGGGAAUGGAGCAGCUGAGCAUUGCCACAGGGCAGAGCAACACAUGGGAAUGGAGCAGCUGAGCAUUGCCGUGGGGAAAGCAGGUGGGGAAGGAAGGCAGCAAAACACACAGCGCAACUUGGGUUGGAAGGCAGCAUGAGAGCUGGAAAACAGGCAUGGAAAGGGUAUGUUGGUGGCACUGUGUGGCUUAUUUCGACAACUUCAGAGCCCUGGUCUUCCACUCCACAUUGUGUACAUCCAAGCUGGAACGGGCCACUGAAUUGUAGGGGACAUAGGUUGGUGCUAAGCUUGCACAUUCUACCAGCAACGUUAUCAGUGUCCCAUAUUUGUGAACAACAGG
This is a messenger RNA of Closterium sp. NIES-67, 6159 nucleotides long. The record is from the annotation of a GenBank genome assembly. NCBI's taxonomy places the organism in Eukaryota, Viridiplantae, Streptophyta, Zygnematophyceae, Desmidiales, Closteriaceae.